CUUCACUUCCAUCUUCUCGCAUAUAAUCAACACACGACGCUUACAAAUCGACCGACAGGGUGACCAGAAUCGCCCAGGAAGCACACCAGGCCCGUUUAGCACGCGCCAUCGCAUCGCCCAGCAACAAAGAUAUGACCCCAGGAUUCGAGAGCGUCUAAACACUCGCAUCUGGGCCUAAAGUGGAGGUCGUCCACAUGGGCAUCGACACAUCACACCAACCUGGCCGCGAGCCCGAGGCCUCGGGCUCGUCAGGAGGUGCGCGCAGAGCAUCGCGGAGCUCGAAUGCUGCUGCACCUGCGCCGGCCCCGGCGCGCGCACUGCGCACCAGGACCUCGCUCCCUGCCGCCCCAGCAGCGCCGACGCGUCCAGGCAGCGCGCGCGUCAUCUCAAACGAGGAGCGCGAGCAUGCCCUACAUAAGCUCAGUGCGGAGGGAACGCUCGCGAAGCGCGAUGAGAUGGUGCGCGACCACGAGGCUCAGGUCCGCGCCAUUGUCGAGGAGCACGACAUGGCGGUAAAGGAGAAGUUCCAUCUCGAGAGAUAUACCAGCAUUCUCGAGGGCUGGGACCCUGUCGACGCCAAGAAUGAAAACACGCCAGUGUUUCUGGAGUACAAGAAUCUCCAUCACGACCUGCUGAGCCUGGUCCCGUCGACUGUUCCUCCCCCAGCCGUGGGGUCGUCGAGAUCGAGAGCGCUCGGCCCGUCAAGAACGACAAGACGACAGCUUCAUAGCAAGGCUGAGGCUUUAGGAAACGUCACGGCCAUCGGCGAGCCCAAGACACCCGCAGGGAAGGGCAAAGGCAAGGAGGUGGAGGAGCCGCCUGCCGCGUCUGGCUCGAGACGAAAGUCUCAGGCUGCGAGCGACGCCGAGAUGGCCCCGCCACCACCACCGCCGGCAAAGGGAAAGAAGGGCGCGCGACGUGUUACUGCGUCUGAAACCGAGCUCAGGGAGACGGACGACGACGAGAUCGAGGCUGUCGAUCACGGGAAGAAGAGGCGAGGGCGGCAAUCCCUUCCUGCUCUCCCUUCCAAGAAGUCUCGCCUCUUGAAGGAGGACAGCGAAAGCGCGUCGUCUCCUGGCCCAGCAACAAGUGAAGCUGGUCCUUCGACACCAGUACCAGUACGAACGCCAUCUCCCAGCCCAGCACCACCGCUUCCCUCCCUUGCCCACCUUCCCUUUCCUCCGCCACCAAAACGGACCUACCCUCGUCGCACAGGUUCAAGCCACGUCACGUUCACCGAUCCAGGUCAGCGUUUGUUGGCGAAACCAAAAUUCGAAGGCAAUGUCAACGCACUCUUGGAGUCCUACAUCCACAUUGAGGACUCUGGUCACCAACCUGAUCUCACGGAGCUGGAAACACGCGCAGCACGCGAAGGAUACUUCCGUAACCGCGUCAAUUGGCUCCAACACCAGGGACGCCUGCUACGUCUUCUGGACGAGGAUGAUGAGGGGCCGACUGAGAAGGUCAGAGAUAAGAGCCACCAGAAGAAGGCCCCGACUGGUCCGCCACCACGGCAAACAGACUACCAGGACGCGUUGUUGAACCACAUGGUUCAAGUCCGCAAUGCCAUUGUAUCCGAGGCCAAGCUCAAACCCAUCGUCUGCAAGAAGAUUGCCAGGAUGAUCCAACUGCACUGGGAGUUCAUCGAGGGCAAGGAGGACCGCGAGCGCGCUGCCGAAGAAAAGGAACGCAAGCGCAGGGCCAAGGAAGUCGUUAAGAGUCUGCGCAAGCGCUGGGGCCUGGCUACAAAAAUCGUGCGAGCCAAGGUUGUGGCGGCGCAAAAGCUUGAACAGGAUCGUCUCGGUAAAGAGCAUCUCCAAAAUAUGCUCCAGCGGAGUACGGGCCUGCUCGAGGGCCAGCGCGACGUCAUCGUGGGCCGAGAGGGUACCCACGACGAGGAGGACCAGGAGGAGGAUGUCGGUUCAGAUGGCACGGAGGAGGUGUCGGCGGCCGAGGACAGCGAGGAGGAGGGCGGUGAGGAGGACGCCGGAGAGGAGGAGGGCGGCGAGGUGGAGGGCGGUGAGGAGGAGGGCGGUCAGGAGGUGGGCGGUGAGGAGGGAGAGACCGCCGAGGUUGAACCCACUCCCGAGGCCGAAGCCGAUGUCGCUGUCGAGGCAGAAGCAGAGGCCGAAGAGGAGGAGAGUGGACAGGAGGACGCAGACGACGAAGAGGAUGAAGAGGAGGAGGAUGAAGACGACGAAGAGCGACCAGACCUUCGCAUUCUCCUCGGCGACGAUAUCGACAUGGGUGAGGACGACGCCGAGCCGGUCAACGACGCGCCCGUCCAGGCUGAGCCUGUCACCGAAUCUUCGGACGCGAAAGCCGAAUCGGACAUCCCUACCGCCGAAACUGCUCCCUCAUCGGCACCAGAAGCCACUCCAGCGGGGCCAGCAUCAGCUCCUGAACCUGAGGUGGUUGAGACUGUGGCAGAGCCAGCUUCUGCCCAGCCACCGCCCCAGGCCGCUGAGCAGCCGGCUGACCCAGCUCCGGCCCCAGCUCCUGAACCAACAGUCCCGGUCGCCCCUGCCUCCCAAGCCCUCGACUUGCAUGACCCCGAUGCUGUCGGCUUCCUCGACUCGAUGGAGAUUGACAACGACGAGAUCGACGCUGCCUUCGACGCAGUCACGCCGAUGACGUCCGUCACUGCUGCCGUGACGCCGGUGGCGACACUCACUCCAGCCGCCACCACACCUGCUGUCACGCCCCCGAGGACAGUGAUUGCACCCCUGACUACUGCUCGGGACAGUAACGCAAUGGAGAUUGACGGUGCCGAGAUCGAUGCGGCAUUUGAUGCCCCCAGUGAUGCUCUGCCUGUGAACACUGCUUCCGCGGCGCCUGCCGGACCAGAGGCCCCCGAGGCCAAUGGGACUUCUGAGCCACCGGCGCCCCUCAUCAACGGAAUCUCCCCCGCCGCAGAUGAGGCCGAGGACCUUCCUCCCCCGCGGGCCCCCUCACGACGUCUGGCGAAGAAGGCUCGGUCUCUGGCCGCCCUUGCCGACACUCCAGACCCGGACGCCAACGACGCCGAGUUCAAAGGGCCGGGCAGCGACCUCGAUGAUCAGGACGUGCAGCUGGAUGUCGAGAUGGAGGACGCCGAGGCUGUCGACGGCGCCGACAGCGAGGACGAGGGUCUGCUGGCAGAUGCCAACAUGCCUAUUGAGGAGCUAUUGAAGCGCUAUGGUGUCCCCGACCCCUCGAAACCCGCCGGCGCAGAGGCCUCCCAGGAGCCCAAGAACGAUCAGUCGCUCACCGACUCUGCUCUGGAGAGUCGGGCCAAUGACGCGCCACUGAUCGUUGAGGGCAAGCGUCAACGACGAGUUCGCACCGUUUGGACACCCGAACGUGAUGCUCCGCAAAUGCUUUCCAAGUCACCCAAGCGCGGCAAGGUGGAAGAGGUGGAGGAAGACGAGGAGGUGGAGAUGUCGCCUACCCCCGAGCUCUCCAGCGAGGAAGAGGACGAAGAGGAGUCGGGAGAGGAGGACGAGGUCGCAUCGCUCGCAGGAGAAACAGACGCUCCUCGCAUUCGGCCGCCUUUCCUUCUUCGCGGCACCCUUCGUCCCUACCAGCAAGCCGGUCUCGAAUGGCUCGCCAGUCUCUACGCCAACAACAUGAACGGCAUUCUCGCGGACGAGAUGGGUCUUGGUAAAACAAUUCAAACCAUUGCCCUGCUCGGCCACCUGGCAUGCGACUUGGGCGUCUGGGGCCAGCACCUCAUCAUUGUCCCCACCUCGGUUAUUCUCAACUGGGAGAUGGAGUUCAAGAAGUUCUUCCCCGGCAUGAAGGUUCUCACCUACUACGGCAACCAGAAGGAGCGCAAGGAGAAGCGCGUUGGCUGGCACACGGAGAACGCUUGGCAGGUGUGCAUUACAUCCUACCAGAUUGUGCUUGCCGACCAGCACAUCUUCCGUCGUAAGAACUGGGUCUACAUGAUUCUAGACGAGGCGCACAACAUCAAGAACUUCCGCAGUCAGCGUUGGCAGACCUUGCUGGGCUUCAAGACUCAGCGCCGUUUGCUCCUGACGGGUACGCCGCUUCAGAACAACCUGAUGGAGCUGUGGAGUUUGCUCUACUUCCUCAUGCCGAACGGUAUCACCGCCGACGCGACGGCUGUCGUUGGGUUCGCCAACCACAAAGAGUUUACAGAGUGGUUCUCAAACCCCAUGGACAAGGCUGUGGAAUCUGGCGAGACGCUGGACGAGGAAACCAUCCAGACGGUCAACAAGCUGCAUACUCUCCUCCGCCCGUUCAUCCUGCGUCGACUCAAGUCGGAAGUCGAGACCCAGCUACCGGGCAAGUUUGAGCACGUCGUCUAUUGCCGCCUUUCAAAGCGUCAACGUUUCCUGUACGACGAAUUCAUGUCCAGGGCGUCCACACGCGAGGCGCUCACGUCUGGAGGCUACCUCGGCGUGGUCAACAUCCUCAUGCAGCUCCGAAAGGUCUGCAACCACCCGGAUCUCUUCGAGGUACGACCUGUGCGCACAAGCUUUGCGAUGGAGCGCAGCGUGGUCAGCGACUUUGAGCCUACGGACCUUCUCGUUCGUAAGCGGCUCCUCGCGGCCCAGGACGAUAGCCUCGACUUUGACGCCAUGAACCUCACGAUUACCAAGCACGAGAACGAGUCGGGCUGGGUGGCAGGUAUGCGUGCGCGACUCGACGCCAGCAACAAGCUGCCGCAUGCUAUCGAGCCUGUGUCUGUCAAGCGGGCCAAGGCACCCAAGCCUGACACGCGAACCCCCGAAGGCUGGGCCAAGUGGACCGCGCACGUCCAAGAGCAAGCCUCCAUUGCUCGCUGGCAAGGCCUGCGAGACGUUAACAGACUGCGCUGCCAGUCUGGACCGAUUUACGGUUCGACGACGUUGGCAAUGCUGUCGGGUCUUCCCCGGUACCUGCUCCCAGAGUCGAUGGAUCUGCGCCGCCGAAUUGACAUGCUGGGCGAGCAUACGCCUCCAGCAGCGCCGCUGAUCACGUCCCUCGUGGACCGCGUCCACCAGAUGACGCCAGUGAUCGACCGUUUCGCGGUCAUUCCUCCCAACGUCGUCGCGCGCGAUCUGCCCCAGUACGCCCUGCCCGCUGUCGACCCAGCUGCGUACCCGACGCUCCAGGAUCCGGACUUUGACUCGCUUCACGGCCCGACAGUCCGCCUCCAGAUCGCCUUUCCCGACGUGAGCCUUCUCCAGUACGACUGCGGCAAGCUCCAAAAGCUCGCUGAGAUGCUACGCGACCUCAAGGCUGGCAGCCACCGCGUGCUCAUCUUCACGCAAAUGACCAAGGUGCUGGAUAUUCUGGAAAUCUUCCUCAGCUACAGUGGCCACCGUUACUUGCGCCUCGACGGCAGCACCAAGAUCGAGGACCGACAGGUCAUCACGGAGCGGUUCAACUCGGACCCCCGCAUCUUCUGCUUCAUCGCGUCGAGUCGAUCGGGUGGAGUGGGCAUCAACCUUACCGGUGCCGACACUGUCUUCUUCUACGACUCGGACUGGAACCCUUCGAUGGACCGACAGUGCAUGGAUCGUGCACACCGUAUCGGACAGACGCGUGAGGUGCACAUCUACCGCUUCGUGUCGUCGCACACGGUCGAGGAGAAUAUGCUCAAGAAGGCCAACCAGAAGCGUCUUCUCGACCGAGUCGUCAUCCAAGACGGUGAUUUCACCACCGAGUUCUUUGGCCGUAUGGACUGGCGCGACAUGCUCGACGAGGACAUGAAGGCUGCCGCCGCUGAAUCUCGAGACGACGACCGCAUCGAGGACAUUGAUGUUGAGCAAGGUCCCGAGGCCGAGGAUGCCGAGGCUGCCGCCCCGCGCCUGGGCCAGGAGCGUGACUUUGCUGCGGCGCUCGCAGAGGUCGAAGACGAGGAGGACGUUGCUGCGGCCAAAAUGGCGCAGGGUGAGGGCGAGAUGGACUUUGCCGAGUUUGGGGGCGACGACACCACGAAGAAGGGCGGUGCUGCCGCGGCUCCUGCCGCGCCUGCUGCCGUCAGCCGCCUUGGUACGGAAGGGAAGACGGAGGGCAGCGGCACGGGCGUGUCGACGCCGCUGCCGGAGGACGACGACGAGUACUACGACGAUGACGAACCCGGCGCCAUCGACGAGUACAUGCUGCGCUAUGUCGAGUGGGAGUGGGACUACUUUUCGUCGUUGUAG
Vanrija pseudolonga is the source of this 6140-nucleotide messenger RNA. RefSeq names its product Helicase SWR1 (gene SWR1). NCBI's taxonomy places the organism in Eukaryota, Fungi, Basidiomycota, Tremellomycetes, Trichosporonales, Trichosporonaceae. The coding region runs from base 195 to 6140 and encodes 1981 amino acids. Gene Ontology annotation, cellular component: Swr1 complex. Gene Ontology annotation, biological process: chromatin remodeling. The transcript has 5 exons. Gene Ontology annotation, molecular function: histone binding; ATP-dependent chromatin remodeler activity; ATP hydrolysis activity. The record is from RefSeq and is a predicted model, not a curated record.